UCUCAGGAAACGUUGGCAAACUUGGAGAGACAGAUCUAUGCUUUUGAAGGAAGCUACCUGGAAGAUACUCAGAUGUAUGGCAAUAUUAUUCGUGGCUGGGAUCGGUAUCUGACCAACCAAAAAAACUCCAAUAGCAAAAACGAUCGAAGGAACCGGAAGUUUAAGGAAGCUGAGCGCCUCUUCAGUAAAUCCUCAGUUACGUCAGCAGCUGCAGUAAGUGCAUUGGCAGGGGUUCAGGACCAGCUCAUUGAAAAGAGGGAGCCAGGAAGUGGGACUGAGAGUGAUACUUCUCCAGACUUCCACAACCAGGAAAAUGAGCCCAGCCAGGAGGACCCUGAGGAUCUGGAUGGAUCUGUGCAGGGAGUGAAACCUCAGAAGGCUGCUUCUUCUACUUCCUCAGGGAGUCAUCACAGCAGCCAUAAAAAGCGAAAGAAUAAAAACCGGCACAGCCCGUCUGGCAUGUUUGAUUAUGACUUUGAGAUUGAUCUGAAGUUAAACAAAAAACCACGAGCUGACUAUUAGAAGACUCAUUAGUGCAGAAGCUUCCAGGCUGUAGAGCUUUGCUUCCCUUCUCUGACCUCACAAAGAUAAACAUCUCUCAUCUGAGUAUGUGACCAUCCACCUCUGCUUUCCCAAACCCAGUGCCUGUGACUGAGUAGUUUGUUCUGAAAUGUGGUGACAGACAAGUCAUUUCCAUAAGACCACAUCGGAUCAUUUACCUUGUGUCAUUUUUAGUAACAGAACUGCAGGAAAACCAAGACAUGGUUAAAUCUCAGCAAGUUGCUAACUGCAUUUCUCCCUUCCUGGAAUGAAUGUCUCCUCCCAAACUGGCUGGCACCAGCUUUGUCUCUGAUACCCAUCACGAAAUGUUCUCUGGUUUUGUUUUAGCAGAAAGUAGAACCACAGGUCACAUGUCAGAGGGAGCCUGUAAAUAUCUGGCAUUUUCUUAUUUUGUUUGCGUUGUAUUAUUUUUCUAUUGUUGCUUUUAUCAUCUUUCUUUCUUUGGGGACUUCUUGUAACGCCAUUGUACGUACAGCUCCUACCUUCCUGCUGGCUAUCUGAUGAUCUGUUUCGUGCAUUUGCCAAUAUUCUUAACUGAAAGUAAUCUAGUUUACCAUAAAUAAAAUGGGUAACUUGGCUCUUU
Condylura cristata (star-nosed mole) is the source of this 1144-nucleotide messenger RNA. It is a transcript of the gene MEAF6, whose product is annotated as MYST/Esa1-associated factor 6. The transcript is spliced from 7 exons. Lineage: Eukaryota; Metazoa; Chordata; Mammalia; Eulipotyphla; Talpidae. The coding region runs from base 73 to 522 and encodes 149 amino acids. The record is from RefSeq and is a predicted model, not a curated record. Gene Ontology annotation, cellular component: NuA4 histone acetyltransferase complex.